GUAAUCAAAAAAAUUACUUAGCUUAAUCUACAUAGCUUAGUGUAAAUUUUUCCUAUUUGAAUUGUGUAUUGGUUUGGCUUUAUUCAAAGCCAUUCCAAUAAAAUAAAAAUUAGCAAAAAUUGAGUUCAAAAGUGAUUGUGAAGUUGUUGAUUUUAAUUUUGGACAGCCCUCGUGUGGUGGUGAAAACAACUGUGAUAAUAGUAUGAGUUCUUAUUUUGCAAAUUCGUAUAUGCCCGAUUUACGGAAUGGAGGUGUCGUAUCCGCGGAACAUCCUCAUCAACAUCAGCAUUAUGGGGCUGCAGUGCAGGUGCCUCCACAGGGUACAACGGGUGUCCAAUCCGAUCCAAACUCAUGUGGAGGCGAUCCAUCGGUUGUAUUGGGUCGGCAAGGUAUACCACCCCAUCAUUAUGGGGGUCCACCAACGGGUGGCCAACCUCCACAAGGUAUGCCAUAUCCAAGAUUUCCACCAUAUGAUCGGAUGGAUAUUAGGAACGCCGCGUAUUACCAACAACAAAUGGAUAACGGGGUAUAUCGACCGGAUAGUCCGACCAAUAUACAUAUGGGCGGGAAUGGCGCACCAAAUGGGCAUCAAACGCCGGUAGUAUAUGCUAGUUGUAAAUUACAAGCGGCUGCCGUUGGACAAAGUGGUGUAUUAGGUAGCUCGGGUAGCCCACCAUUAGAUGGAUCUCAGGCGGCAAUGGGUCAUCACGGUAUGACACAUGACCAUCAACAACAUCCGCAUAUGAAUGCACAACCGGCACACGCGCAACAGCAGCAACAUCAUCCGGGCGCGCAACAUCCGCAAGCCGCACAACAUCCACAAACUCAACAGCAUAUGAUGUAUGGGGGUGUACAGCAACAUACAACGGGGGGUCCGGGCGCGAAUAUGCAUCAAGUGAGUGCUGGACAAGGUCCACCGGGUGCACAGACACAAAGUGCUCAACAACCUCCGCCUGUAACAAAUACAGCAGCAUCAUUACCUAGUCCGUUAUAUCCAUGGAUGCGAAGUCAAUUUGUUUCAGAAAGAAAACGUGGACGUCAGACCUACACGCGUUACCAGACAUUGGAGUUGGAAAAAGAAUUUCAUUUUAAUCGGUAUUUAACACGACGAAGACGUAUCGAAAUAGCACAUGCGUUAUGUCUAACAGAGCGACAAAUUAAAAUAUGGUUUCAAAAUCGUCGUAUGAAAUGGAAAAAGGAAAAUAAAACGAAAGGUGAAGGUGGUUCGGAAGGGGGUGGUGAUGAUAUUAGUCCACAAGGCUCACCACAAUGAGAAUCUAUUUCUAUCUCUGUUUAAUUCUUAAUAAUAACCAAUAUGUACCUAAAAACAAA
Molecule: messenger RNA, 1332 nt
Organism: Chrysoperla carnea
Lineage: Eukaryota; Metazoa; Arthropoda; Insecta; Neuroptera; Chrysopidae
Product: homeotic protein antennapedia-like
Exons: 2
Coding region: 203-1273 (356 amino acids)
Biological process (GO): anterior/posterior pattern specification; negative regulation of transcription by RNA polymerase II
Cellular component (GO): nucleus
Molecular function (GO): RNA polymerase II cis-regulatory region sequence-specific DNA binding; DNA-binding transcription factor activity, RNA polymerase II-specific
Source: RefSeq, a predicted model, not a curated record